AUGGGGCCAAGUUUUUCGGAUGUUGACGAUAUUUUAGAAUCUGCGCCAACCUAUGAAGACCUAUCCGAUCUUGAAUAUGAAAGAAACUCCUUGGGAUCUAGGAAGAUUCACCAUAAAAUUAACCCCAAUGGAAGACAAGAUCAUCAUGCCAUUCCUGACGCAAGUCCUGGCCGACAUCAGGAUUAUAAGUCGGGUCAAUCUGGCGGAAAGGUAUCAGCAAACCUAGUGAAUGGACUUAUUGAUUGCCUGGACCCGGACUGUUGUGGAACAGACCACUGCGAGAAGUUGAUUCGUCUUCGAGGCAACCUCCAACAGGUUGUUGAAGAUGCUCUUCAAAGUUGUGCUCAUAGUACUGAGAUCAGUUCUCUCAUCUUGAGUACAAAGUUGCCACCUCCAGGCAGUUCAUUCUACGAUCAAUUGGAAUUCCUUCUGCUUCGUGAUCUCACUACCGAUAAGGUUGAUCCUCGCCCCAGAGUUUAG
Messenger RNA from Rodentolepis nana, 480 nucleotides. Lineage: Eukaryota; Metazoa; Platyhelminthes; Cestoda; Cyclophyllidea; Hymenolepididae. The record is from the annotation of a GenBank genome assembly.